This is a messenger RNA of Lingula anatina, 6825 nucleotides long. Its product is annotated as scavenger receptor cysteine-rich type 1 protein M130. Gene Ontology annotation, cellular component: extracellular region; membrane. Gene Ontology annotation, molecular function: protein-lysine 6-oxidase activity; chitin binding. Lineage: Eukaryota; Metazoa; Brachiopoda; Lingulata; Lingulida; Lingulidae. The record is from RefSeq and is a predicted model, not a curated record. Gene Ontology annotation, biological process: peptidyl-lysine oxidation.
ACAGAGGCAAAGAACGACCAUCAUAAUGAAUGCACAAUGAUAUUACAAAAUCUGCCAACGACGCAAAAAGACCGCAGUACUUUUUUCAGCUCCGCUUCACAGCGUAACGUCAUUUUAAACACAUUUAUUUCUUCUCAAUGUCCCAUUUAGCCAAAAGGUAAUACACAUUCUAGGACGGGCAGUGAAGGCAUGAGGUGUCGAAGAUAGCAAGCCAGGUCCAAGGUUAUCAUGGAAUUGAAUCAGCUGCAUUCGAUGAGAGAACUCGAAUCCAAUGUUGAUGAACCCGGAAAGGAUAUCAAUGGAAUAUAUCCAAACGCAAAUAUAGAUCCUUCCAUUGAUGCCUGUCCCAAAGUUGGACGAUACUCGACUUUAUCAGAUGAUUCUGUUGACACACACUCCUUCAAUGAGAGAGUUACGCGCACCCAUUACCAUAAAACUCGAAGGCGUUUCAAACAGGUGUGCCUAAUAACGACCGUUGCGAUAGCGGUGAUCCUAUCUGUCGCGGCGAUCGUUGUGAUUGUGCUCUUCACUACCGGGCCGAUCCAACGAGAAAAGGCUACAGCGCCACAGGCUCUUAAAAGCGACCUUGACGAGUCAAGGGUCGGAAGCUGUCACGUCGAAAACAUUGGAAUAGCAGAUGCGUCCGCAGUGCCUUACAGAAGGGGCUCCGUUGUGUCUUUCAAUAACAUUUAUGGCUGCUCUCGUCGGAAUCAAAACCUUCAUUACGAGAUUCACGUGCUGGGGGUGACGUCAAGCGUCUCAUCUGACGUCAGCAUCGAUGUCAUACUGAACAAACGGGGUCCACUCACCGGUGAUUUGAUGGUUGUGUUGCUGUCCAACACUAAUACAAAUUGGACAUUACAGAAAACAGAUGCAUUAUCUCAGGAAAUUACCCUUGUAUAUUGCAGGCGUGAUAGUGUUAUCACAAAACAGAAAUUAGUUCAGCGGGUUCCUUACUUUUGUUCCAAAGAUGGCGACUUUGCCGUAGACGUGGUUUCUAAUAUCAUCAGUAACAUAAAUUCUCGUUAUGGCGAGAUCACGUCGUAUACCUACACUCAACAGUGUGAAAAGUGGGUGCUAUAUUUUGGGGAAGCUCAACAAGCAGCUACCACCGAGAAACCCGAAAAAGAAAUGACCACCCAAGCAUUAGGCGUACUCGAAAAUGCCAACAUUUCUAACGUGCGGUUAGCCGACAGUUGGGAUACGUCAUCUGGCCAUGUCCAAGUUUAUAUACAACAGAAGUGGUACUAUUUAUGCAACAGAUUAUUUUCUCCCAAUGAUGGCACUGUCAUUUGCAAAACAUUGGGAUUUGGAGAUCGUGCCAGCGUGCAUGUGGGAUCAUAUUUCAGCACCCCAGUUGUCCCGCCCUUAAACCUCGGUCUACACUGCACGGGAAAUGAAUCGUCCGUCUACCAGUGUCUCUAUAAGGAGAACUUAUCCUCUCCCUGCUCUGUUAACGAGUUGACUUCGCUUACAUGCACACCGGAAUUAACGACCACUACUGAACCAAGUAAGAGUAAUAUCCGGAAUGUAUCUGGCGUUCGUCUGGCUGAUGGAACGGUCAAGAAUAUCGGACAUGUCCAGCUUCUUAUCGGUGAUAACUGGUAUUACCUAUGCAAUGACCGCUUUGAGGUGGCUGAUGCCAAAGUUAUCUGUAGAACCCUGGGAAUGGGAAACCAGGCGCGUAUACGGCGUGUGAUACAGUACAGCGCUGUAGACUCUGUCCCCAUGAGUGUGGAGUUACACUGCGAAGGAACAGAGUCGGAUGUACGGAACUGCCCAUACCAAGCAUGGAGCCCUUUCCGACAGUCGUGUGACAAAAAAAAUAUUGUUUUCAUGGAGUGUGUGCAAGCCACCACGACUGUUCAGCCGACCAUUCCAAGUCUAUCACAAAUCUCAGACGUGCGCCUCGUAAAUGGCAGCACGAGGUACGAGGGCAACGUUCAGGUGAGGUAUGGGCCGCAUUGGCGCUACGUCUGUGACUAUUCUUGGGGAGUCGAGGAUGGGAAUGUCGUCUGCCAACAGCUAGGGUUUGGACCGGCAAGCCAAGUCAACUUUAAUUCAUACUUCGGAAGUCCACCUGACGAUUCUACGGCAGAUAUCAGUCUCAGCUGCUCGGGCACAGAGAAAAGUGUUGGAGAGUGCCGCUAUUCAACCAUGUUUGAGCGUUCCUUCUGCUCUAACACUGAUGUGGCUGGGUUAUCUUGCCACGUGGAGGAGGUUCUGUCCGAUGGCUUUAACUGCACAUUUGAUAGAGGCAUGUGUGGGAUUAAAUUGGAUCUAACAUCGUCAUACAAGUGGGGUAGGGGAAGCGGAGGGACGCCAACAGCAAAGACCGGACCUUCUGCUGACCAUACGACUGGGACCGGCUACUAUGCCUUUUAUGAGUCAAGUGUCGGCUACAGUGGAAUCAGUGCAAAGAUGACCACGCCCACUAUCCUGGUGAACAGUUCUAACUCCACCCCCGUCUACAAUGUCUCCUUCUGGUACCAUAUGCACGGCAAGGGAAUGGGAACACUAAGAGUCAAGCAGAAAGAUAACUAUGAGAGCGUCAUUUGGCUACGGAGCGGGCCGCAAGGGGACGCUUGGCUUCAUGAAGAGCUGCACAUUAUGGCGGAAGAAAACUUCAGCAUCGUUUUUGAAUAUGUUAGAGGGUCAAGCUUCUUAGCAGAUGUUGCCGUAGAUGAUAUAUACAUCAACCAGAUUUUCAAUGCUGUUAAUGUCACCGUUCCUGACAGGGCUGAAGUGAGACUGGUAGGUGGCAGCACCAGACGUGAGGGAAGAGUAGAGGUAUUCUACAUGGGGCACUGGGGAACUAUCUGUGACGACGGGUUCACUAUGUCUGCCGCGCGGCUGGUUUGUAGACUGGUUGGUUUUAGCGAUGCAGUGCAUUUCAAGGGGAGAGCUCACUAUGGUCGAGGCACAGACCAAAUAUGGCUCAGUAAUCUGAACUGCAAUGGCUCGGAGAUUUCAAUAGACGAAUGUCUUCACGGUGGGUGGGGUACACACAGCUGUUCACACAGAGAGGACGUGGGAGUACUGUGCAGAGAUCCAGGAAAUGAAAUAAUUGAGUGUUCGUUCGAGGGAGGCCUGUGUAACUUUACGCAGGAGGCUACAGACGACGCGGACUGGGUGCUUCACACUGGGGCCACGCCUACUUCCGGCACGGGUCCGAGCUCAGAUCACACUCUACAAAAUUCACAAGGUUACUAUGUCUACCUUGAAGCCACAACUAUCUCGGUGAACUCUUCGGCUCGGCUCGUGUCGCCGCUGAUCGAUGUCAACGCCACGAGGGACUACAACAUCUCCUUCUGGUUCCACAUGCAGGGAUCGGAUAUGGGGAGGCUCAGAGUCAUAGUUUCACAGAACAACACAAACAAAACUCAUUUUGACUUACCAAAAGAAGGGGCCUCGCGAUGGCUCUUCUACUCUUUCAAUGUCACCGUUUAUUCACCUUUUCAGGUUAUCUUUGAGGGAAUCCGCGGUAGUGGUGUCAGGUCGGACAUAGCACUUGACGACAUAGCUAUCUCACCUAGUAAUUUCAGCGGUUUGCAAUCGGACGUCUCUUUGCGUCUGUCGGAGGGGUUUGAAGACUGGGAAGGAAGAGUUGAGAUCUACUAUAAGGGCGUCUGGGGAACCGUGUGCGACGAUGAAUGGGACAUUGAUGACGCUAACGUCGUGUGCCGAGCUUUGGGUUACAGUGGAGCGGAGGCCGCUUACAAAGCAGCAGCCUUUGGCGGAGGAACUGGUCGUAUCUGGCUGGAUAACGUGAUGUGCCUCGGGUUCGAGCCGUCCCUAGAAUACUGUGGACAUAACGGCUGGGGAGUUGAGAACUGUGGACACAGUGAAGAUGCCGGUGUCAGUUGCACAGUUCCAGAUAUUACGAUAUCAGCCAAGCCUAACGUCAGCUGCGACUUUGAUGGUAACUUUACUAACUUGUGUGGCUUGGCAGACAAGUCCAAUACGGAAUUCAGCUGGCUUCAAGGCAGUGGGUCUACGCCUUCCAUAGGCACAGGACCGCCUUCUGAUCAUACAAAGGGGUCAAUCUCGAACCAAGGAUACUAUAUGUACACUGAUGGCACCAAGGGGUCCUCAGGAGACAGUGCUAAACUGGUGGCGCCCACUAUCCAAAAUACCUCUGACGUUUAUGACAUAGCAUUCUGGUAUCAUAUGCACGGUUCUAAUAUUGACAAAAUGAAUGUUUAUGUUAAUACGAAGGCCAAUACGAAGGUUAUAUUAUGGGAAAAACAAGGCGACCAGGGAAUGGAAUGGCAUUAUGGGAAAGCCACACUGUGGACAAAUGGCAGUUUUAAGGUGGUGUUCGAAGCAAUCCGCGGAGACGGCUACAAAUGUGAUAUUGCAUUAGACGACAUAUACAUAGGGCCGUCAACGGUUCCCGUCAUCACGAACCUGACUUGUACUUUUGAAGACGGUUUCUGCGGGUUGAUAUACGACAUAGAUGAACACAUGAUGUGGACAUUACGUCAAGGGCGCACCCCUAGUGUAGCUACAGGUCCCAGUACAGAUCACACCCUCUUCAACUCACUGGGACAUUAUAUAUACAUUGAGAGUAGUCAAACUGGAGCCAAACAGGGGCAUUCGGCAAUAUUGAAAACAGCACGACUUCGAGGCGGCCAGUCCUACGCUGUGAGUUUCUGGUAUCAUAUGUUUGGACAAGACAUAGGGAGCUUGGCGGUUUACACCGAGGGACUGGACCAAGUUGUCGACUGGAAUGCGUCUGGAAAUCACGGUGACAUAUGGCAACACGGAAGGAUGGUAGUGAAUGCCUCAAACGAUUUUCAGCUUGUCUUUAAAGCCAGCCGAGGCGAAUCUUACAAGUCAGACAUUGCACUAGAUGACAUCACAAUUCAGCCGUUCAGUGGUUCGCUCCCUCCUUUCACAACCCCGGCUCCUUUAAACGUGCAGGUCCGCCUGGCCGGUGGUCUUUAUGAGCAUGAGGGACGGGUGGAGGUGAACUACAGAGACGUCUGGGGCACCAUCUGUGACGAUAGCUGGGACGUUAAGGACGGCAAAGUGGUGUGCAAAAUGCUUGGUUAUAGCGAUGCAGCAGCCGUCUACAAAGGCGCCCAUUUCGGCGCUGGUUUGGGUGCAAUAUGGCUGGAUGAUUUACAGUGUAACGGGAACGAAAGCAGUUUGCUAUAUUGUCAGCAUGCUGGCUGGGGACACGAGAAUUGUGAUCACACAGAAGAUGCUUCAGUCAGAUGCUCUCUGGCAGAAACAACAACCACAGCUGCGACUACCACAUUGUCUGUAAACACGUCGUGGUGCCUUCCAAAUGGUACUGUAAGGGCCAAACCCCACCCUACGAGUUGCCGUGAGUUUCUUUUCUGCUCACGGUCUGGCAAUGUGGUUGUCACACCUUGCAUAGCCGGGGACUUGUUUCAUCCAGAACGAGGCAUCUGUGUCAGAGAGGAGCACAUGGCCCAACGGUGUUACUCGGAUGGAAGACGAAAAACCGGUGUGCCAAUCCAAUGCCCUGACGGAUGGGUUGAGUUCCAGGCUCGUUGCUAUAAGUACUUUGAUGCCGUAAGCAAUUAUGAUCGUGCUUUGAAUACGUGUGCGACGUUCAAUGGGAGCCUUGUCAGUAUACUUUCGCAAGAUGAGCAGGGCUUCCUUGAAUCUAUGCUAAGCAACUACACGGGUCCUCCAACGUUCAUAUACAUUGGCCUGGAUGAUAUCGCUGUGGACAGAGACUGGAGAUGGACAGAUGGCUCCGUUGUCCAGUACACCAACUGGGAUGUCCGAAGUGGUCAGCCCACCAAACUUGACAUUGGCGAAGACUGUGCUACCAUAGCUCCCCAUAUCCUCUACCUGUGGUAUGAUAGACAGUGCACGCUGGAAUACCCUUUCAUAUGUAAAAUAUAAAGACUCGUGGCUGAGUUUUCAAAUAUGUACUAAUGAAAAUGGCGAAACAGGCCGCGUUUACAUGCACUAUAGUUAGCAUUUUUUAUUGGGGUAUUCAAUUGAAAAAUGAAACAUGUCGACUUUUGGAUGCCGCUUACUUUAGUAACUCCUGAGAUUUGUGAAAGAUAAUAUUCAUGUGAAGGAUGCACCUAAGCAUUUGCUUGUUUUGCAAGUAAAUUCAAGCAAAUGUUGUAGCACCGAAGCACAAAGCAAUCCAGUGUUUUUUAUAUGAAUCUACUAUAUGUAAUAGUUAUUUUCCACUGUACCCCAUGAAGUCUUAUUAGAUCUACAGUACAGAAAGGUCACUACAGUACAGAACGGUCACUUCUCGUUUUAUAUGUUUUUGUUUUGUUUUUUGGGUCUAAGUGUAAUGUAUACAGAUACGCUGGUAAAUUAUGAUGAAAUAUUUCCCAUUUUCCAGAAUGCAUUGAAUGUUUUAGUACAGAAGUUGAUACAUUUAAUGUUAAUCGGACUACGAUAAUUGCAUCGGUGAUGGCAGUUGAUGUAAAGCAGGGCGCAACGAGUUUAAAACGUACUCCGUUGUAAAAUAUGAGCAAUGUACGCUUUUAUAUAUGUAUAUAUGCAUUUAUCAAGAAAGUGAAAUACGUACUGCAAGUUUAACCAUUAUGUAACCAUGUGCCAUAUUAAAGAUUGGAAUAAAAAUUAAAUUUUCAUUGUAAAAUGUUUAGAUAGAUUUAAGAAACAAAAAGAGGCAGUAAAGUAAAAAACACAUGCCAACAUGCAUUGUGGUGUUUGCAAUGCAGAUGUAUGCUAUGUAAAAGGACUUUGCUCACUUGUUUCGAACAUUUAAAUCCGAGUUACAGAAUAUAUAUGCGAAAAAAGCAAGUUUGGAGAAUGAAUAAAAUGUUUCAAUUAUUGUGUUUCUUUUAUCAAGAGCUU